Rotaria socialis is the source of this 453-nucleotide messenger RNA. The record is from the annotation of a GenBank genome assembly. Lineage: Eukaryota; Metazoa; Rotifera; Eurotatoria; Philodinida; Philodinidae.
AUGGAUGGCUUAUAUUUGCCCGAUGGGCGUCAGCUCGCAUUAAUUGAUCGUGAUUGGAUCCUUGACGAAUUGCCACAUUUAGGAAACCCAGACGACAACUCCGACGCUAACUAUUUACUUGCAUCAGCAGCAGCAGCUACAAGUGGUACAGGUGUUGCUACAGGCGGCUCAGCAGGUCGAGGCACAACCGGUAUCGGAACUGGAAGUGGCUCAUCACACGGAGUAGCUAAUCAUACGGGCGGUGGAUCUGUUGGUGCAGAUAGUACAGGAGCAAAUAAUCACGGCGCCGGUGUUAAUCAUAAUCAUAGCUUAUUAUAUAAUCCAGACGAAUUUGAAGGUGAUUUAACAUUACUUUCGGAAAUUGUUGACGAAACACAAAAUAAGUGGUCGGAUUUUGGACUUAACCAAUUACUGACACCGUACGCACGUUCAAUUCGACCUGCGUUCAAAUAG